Molecule: messenger RNA, 1432 nt
Organism: Oncorhynchus keta (chum salmon)
Lineage: Eukaryota; Metazoa; Chordata; Actinopteri; Salmoniformes; Salmonidae
Product: SAGA-associated factor 29
Exons: 10
Coding region: 153-1025 (290 amino acids)
Cellular component (GO): SAGA complex
Source: RefSeq, a predicted model, not a curated record
CUUAUUUGUAUACAGUUUAUGGCCGAGAUGCAAUAUUGAAAGACACGUAGGACAAACGUUUGGGGUAGUACGGUUUGUCCUCGCUGCCAGUCCGUAGUAGGCCUUGAAACGAAUGAAAGCUAACAAGCUACCUAACUACCAAAGGCAAAAUCAUGUCGGCAGACACCAAAAUCGCAGAGCUUUUAACAGAGCUCCAUCAACUCAUCAAGCAGACGCAGGAGGAGCGGUCACGCAGUGAACACAACCUGCUCAACAUCCAGAAAACACAUGAGAGGAUGCAGACUGAGAACAAGACCUCUCCUUAUUACCGGACUAAGCUGAGGGGACUCUACACCACAGCCAGAGCAGACGCUGAGGCAGAGUGCAGUAUUCUUCGUCAUGCCCUCGACAAAAUUGCAGAGAUCAAAUCCUUAUUGGAGGAGAGGCGAAUAGCGGCUAAGAUGGCAGGGGUGAACAGCGACAAUGACCCCCCCAGGAAGACCAUGCGGAGGGGGGUGCUGAUGACACUGCUCCAGCAGUCAGCCAUGACUCUCCCGCUGUGGAUCGGCAAGCCAGGAGACAGUCCUCCUCCCCUGUGUGGGGCGAUGCCAGCCAGCAGUGACUACGUGGCCAAGCAGGGGGAUAAGGUGGCAGCGCGGGUCAAGGCCGUGGACGGAGACGAACAGUGGAUCCUGGCCGAGGUGGUCAGCUACAGCCACUCCGCCAACAAGUACGAAGUGGAUGACAUUGAUGAGGAAGGAAAAGAGAGACACACCCUGAGCAGGCGGCGUAUCAUCCCCCUGCCCCAGUGGAAGGCCAACCCAGAGACGGACCCGGAGGCCCUGUUCAGUAAAGACCAGCUGGUGCUGGCCCUCUACCCCCAGACCACCUGCUUCUACAGAGCCCUCAUCCACACACACCCACACCGGCCCCAGGACGACUACUCAGUGCUGUUUGAGGACACGUCGUACGCAGACGGCUACUCCCCGCCCCUCAACGUAGCUCAGAGAUACGUGGUGGCCUGCAAAGAGAACAAAAAGAAGUAAAGAAGAGAGAGUCAGUCGAAAUCAAGGGGACUGAAGAUGCUGUGUAGACAAGUGUUUCCAACCACCCCUCUCCUCAGAAUAACAAUGGGUUCCAUACCCAAGCCACAACGUAUGGACACACUGAGGGCAGGUUUGGGCAGCUAUCUGUGAGGCUCAGUCAAUCUAGGGAGUUGUAUUGAUAUCCAACGGUGUGUUAUCAUGGCUCAUCUGUUUGAUCAUCGUGAGACGUGCAGGAUGUUCUGUGCUCUGUUCUGUCUGUAUUGGCCUGGUGGUGACAUGACUAUGCUUCUUGUGGAACGGGCUAUGCUGCAUGUGUGAUGUAAAAAAAAAAAAAAAGUACACAAAUGUUUUUUUGUUCAAAUUUGUAUGUUGACUAUGGACACUGAGUAAGAAUAAAUGUUUUUUUU